AAGCCGAGCCAACAGUGGGCUAGCGCAGCGGUGCCGGCGGGACGGGUGGUAGUUGCAUGUGUUGUAUCGUCUCUGGUGUUUUAGCUUUUAGCGUGUACUGUAGAUGCAUGUCGUUCGUAGUCUGGUGUCCAACAUGGUAGUGUGAAGUCGCUUCAGAGAUCUGCGCAUCCGUAGCGGUUCAGAUGACGCAGCAGUGACACCACCGAUCAGUGAAACCAGUUUCCUCCUGUCGCGGUAGCAGCCGGUUUUUCUACUACUUGUGAGAAAACAAGGAACGUUAGUGGUGUAUUCUUUAUAUUCUUCCCAUUGAACUGCACAUCGACAAGGCGUUGGAGAGGCGCUAUGGACCGAGACAAAACACUUAGCCCGUACGAAGAAGAAAAGAUCAUACUGCAGCCUUAUCACUACAUACUGAAAAUCCCGGGGAAGCAGAUCCGCACGAAACUUGCACAGGCCUUCAACUACUGGUUGAAAAUUUCGCCAGAAAAAUGUCAAGUCAUCGGAGAGAUUGUACAGAUGCUUCACAACGCUAGUCUUUUAAUCGACGACAUUGAGGACAAUUCGUCGCUUCGGAGGGGGGUGCCCGUUGCCCACAACAUCUUUGGAGUGGCAAGCACCAUUAACUCUGCAAACUAUGUGUACUUUUUGGGCCUUGAGAAGUGCCUCGAACUUGACAACCCACGAGCAACUGCUGUCUUUACCGAGCAAAUCUUGGAGCUUCAUCGAGGCCAGGGGAUGGAAAUCUACUGGAGGGACAACUACAUUUGUCCAACGGAAAGUGACUACUCCCGCAUGGUCAAGAGGAAAACUGGAGGCCUCUUUGGGUUGGCGGUGGGACUAAUGCAGCUCUUCAGUGAGAACAAAGGCAAUUUCACCAAGCUUAUUGGUACGCUUGGUCUCUACUUUCAAAUCCGGGACGACUAUGCAAACCUGAUGCUGAAAGAGUACACAGACAACAAAAGCUUUGCGGAAGAUUUGACAGAGGGCAAGUUUUCAUUCCCGAUCAUCCACGCCAUUCAGCAGCAUCCAGAAGACCCUAGGAUUAUGAACAUUGUCAAAAAGAGAACCACAGAUCUUGAAAUCAAAAAGUAUGCAGUGGAUGUCUUGGACAAGUUGGGCUCUUUCACUUACACCAAGCAAGUUAUGCAAAAGCUGGAUGCAGAAGCACGCAAAGAGGCUGAAGAGCUGGGCGGCAACCCUUACAUUGUGCAGAUACUGGACGAGCUGAAGACAUGGUGAAGAGGACGGAGUUUACUAACGAACAGUCAUGUACAUUGUUUAUGUAUUUUAUACAGACAGAACCAAGUAUGUGUUUGUAGCGUUGUCCUGGCAUUGAAAGUUCAGUUCAAUUUUUACGUGCGAAGUACUAGUCUAACAAAGUUGAAGGGUAGGUUUCAACUGCAUUUUAUGUCCUGGAUAUACAAAACUUAAAGCCAAGAUGUGCUGAUCCUUUUUUUUUUUUUUUUGGAGGAAAUGAAAGAGGUUUAUUUGCGAAAACCAGUGAUCACUAAAUGCAUUAUCAAAAUACGAGGAGUAGAGUAUGCAUAACAAUGUAAUGUCCCCUGGUGAUAGUUUUUUUAAAUAUAAAACCUACAAGGCACAGUGUAAAACUGCAAAUAAAUGCACUGUUAUCAAUCGUAGCAGAGAACAAAGAAACCGUAAACUAUACGCUUCCGAGCUACCUCAUAUUUGUACACCACAAAAGAUUCUGAGCAAGCCAGACUUCAUAAAUGCUAUAUGUAUAAAAAUAAGUAAAAGAAAAAAAAGAUAAAGGGGGUGUGGACAUGUACAAACCUUUUUGUAAAAUACUUGAAUCGCUCCUGCAAAAGCUACGCAUCACACAGAAAAUAAAUUGUUGCUGUAGUGGUAUGUGCCGAAAGGUCCAUUAGGGAAAAUGAUUAGCGUUCAGUAUAAUUGGGUAAUUAAUUACUUUUUAGUAAUUACAAUGUUAAUUUUAAAGACAUGGUUUCAGUUAGAAACUUGCUGGGCAUAUUGGAAAACUGCUAAAUUCACCCUUAUCACAAUGAUAUAGGGCACGCUCAGCAUUUUACGGCAUUCCGAAAAAAUUCCUAAUUUGGAUGCAUUUCUAGGUUUCAGUUUUUUUACUGAUGCGCUUCUCCAUGCCAGCAAUCCUACUGCCCGUGGCCAAAACGUGCAACGUAUGUGCGCCACCACGCAUGGCACGUAGAAGGGGCUGGGUAAGAAAGUCUCCGAACUGCCACGAGCUUUGGCUAUGCACCUUUACGUACGAUGCGUGGCAGCACACGCACAUUGCGCAUUUUGGCCACAGUGGGCGGGACUGCUGAUAAAAAAAACGAAACCUAGAAACUCUUUCAAAUUUAGCAAUUCUUUGGAACGCCAUAAAAUGCUGCGCAUGCCUUAUAUCAUUGUAUGGGUGUAUUUAUUAGUUUCCAUCAAGUUCUUAACCUUUAAAGUUAAGUUAAUGUUUAAAAAUUUAAUUAUUAAAAAGUAUGUGAUUAAUAGUACAAAGGUGCAGGUUCACUGGACAGAAUAAACAAUAAUAUUCCCUGGAGAAGGGGAACAAGAGGAACAAAGGACAAAAACAAAUCUCCGAACACAACUAGGAAACUGGUGUGCGCUGAAAAAAUCUGCCUGGUCCUUGUAUCGAACCAGGGACGUCUUCAUUUCCAGUGGAGUACUCUACCAACCGACUUAAACAGGAGUUAGACGUCAGUAGAGCAGACAGAUUUUAUCAGGUACCACCAGUCUAACACCAACAAAGGUGAAUGGCCUAUAUUUUUAAGUUUAUGAUAUUAGUGCAAAGGUGUGGACGAGCUGAACAGAAUAAACAAUAAUAAUCCCUGGAGAGGUAGAACAAGAGGGACAAAGGACAAGCACAAACCUCCAAACUCAACUAAGGUAACUGGUGCGCGCUGAAAAAGUCAGCCGGGUCCUGGUAUCGAACCAGGGACCUCUCCAUUUCCAUUGGAACACUUUACCAACCGAGCUAACCAGGAGUUAGACGUCAAUAGAGCAAAUGGGUUUUAUCAGCUGCCUGCACGGCCUGCAUUUUUAAGGUUAUCAUCUGUCCAGCUUGCCUGCUCUUUGCAUUAAUAUCAUAACCUUAAAAAUGCAGGCCGUUCACCCUUGUUGCUGUUAAACUGGUGGCAGCUGAUAAAACCCGUUUGCUCUACCAAUCAGGGGCGUAGCCCAAAAUCCAGCCGACCCUAUAAUAUACACAUGCAUUUUGACCCCCCCUGCCCCUCUCUACACCCAAAGUCAUAAACAUCCCAGCCACCUCAGCCCCUUCCCCCCCCCCCGGAAAAAAUUCCUGGCUACGCCACUGCUAUUGACGUCUAACCCCUGGCUAGCUCAGUUGGUAGAGCACUGCACUGGAAAUGGAGAGGUCCCUGGUCCUAUACCAGGACCAGGCGGAUUUUUUCUGCAUGCACCAGUUACCUAGCUGUGUCUGACCUUUGUCCCUCUUCUCCAGGGAUUAUUGCUUACUUAAUUACCCAAUUAUACUCAAGGCUAAUCAUUUUCCUUAAUGGGCCCUUUGGUGCAGACCACUAUGCCAUCCACCUUUGUUUCUGUGUGAUGCGUAGUUUUUGCAGGAGUAAUUUGGCCCACAUUUCCAAAAGCACCCUGUAUAUAAAUGCUACACACACCAUGUAUGUGGAUGAUUCACUCAUUACAGCUAGUAUGUUCCUUCACACUAUCCAAAUGUUUGCAAACCUACAACUUGGUAUGCAAGUGUUUCCUGCUUCGGAAGGGUAGAUAGGCAAUAAACACUCAGUUUACGGUUCCCAGGACUAUGGAACUUGAAAUUUAGCUUUGAAUUUCUAAUUUAGACAGAUUUCAAUAACCAACACACACUCCCUGAAGUACACAAAGACGUAGCAGGGAAAAGCUUGGUGAAAUCAAUUAUAUUCUAUGUAUAUGAUAACUUGCUGCCAUUAAAUAUGUUGAUGCAACAUGUGCAACUUCA
Messenger RNA from Ixodes scapularis (black-legged tick), 3949 nucleotides. It is a transcript of the gene qm, whose product is annotated as geranylgeranyl pyrophosphate synthase. The transcript is spliced from 10 exons. Gene Ontology annotation, molecular function: prenyltransferase activity. The coding region runs from base 343 to 1239 and encodes 298 amino acids. Lineage: Eukaryota; Metazoa; Arthropoda; Arachnida; Ixodida; Ixodidae. The record is from RefSeq and is a predicted model, not a curated record. Gene Ontology annotation, biological process: isoprenoid biosynthetic process.